CGGUCAGGGAGGCGCUCGGUUUCUGUCUCCCCGCAAACGGCUGCGUGUUUCUGCUGCGGCUCCUUCAUCACGCAGCUGCAGGACCAGAAACACCCGGAUUAUUAGUGAAAACGCCGCGGAGGGUCAGAGACGCGCGGUUAGUGGUGAAUAGUCGCGGUUUGGUGUGGCACUGCGGGGUUUAUUAUCCGUGCAGCAGGACAGCUGCCCUGUUAAUGGAGGACGAACGACAGCGCUCUGUCCAUACGGCAAUGAAGAGAGAGACUGACCCCGGUGCGUUGUGGUGAAAUCCUGAAACAUCUGGACGCAUACACACACACACACACACACACACACUUACUUCUUCUGCUCCAGCAUGAACACACUGUUAAGGAAACCAGACAGAAGAUUGGAGGCUCCUGGUGUGUGUGAUUGACAGAUCCCACAUCGAGAAGAUCAGAGCGUGUGUGUGAGUGAGUGAGAGAGAGAACGAGAGAGAGAGAGAAAUGGAUUGGAUGCGGGACUGGGUGCAGGCCGUGCGGGAGUGCGAGGGCGGGGCUUUGGGCACAGUGCUCUGUUUAGCUGUGCUGUUUAUAUGGUACUGUUACCGUGUGGGCUGUGAACAUGCCUCCUACACACCUGAGUCUCGCUCCAGCCCUCCUGAACUCUCAUCAGCAAAACUCCGCCCUACACUGGGUGGAGUCAGAACAGGGGGUGGGGCCAGUGAGGAGGAGCUGAACGGAUUUGCGUACUGUCAAUCACCCGAGUGUUUCCGGUGCUCACGGCCCGGCGAUGGAUUUAAUCAACGACUUUAUCACAAUCUACAGGACUACGCUAAACGCUACACAUGGGCAGGUAUGGGGCGUGUGUAUAAAGGUGUGCGUGAACAGGACCGGUAUCGUCUGUGUAAUCGUCCAUCCAUCCAGAAGGCGGAGGUGUUUUUCCUGCCCGAUCUUCCGUCGGCUCCGUUUUUCUCUCGUGAAGCUCAGAAGCAUGAUGUGGAGCUGCUGGAGAGAAGUUUCCCUGCACUGCUGGCUGAGUUUGAGAGCGUGUACCGCACGCCCCCGCCCCUCGCGCCCGGCUGGAAGGCUAACAGCACGCCACGGGGACACUGGUGGACCUUCUACCUGGUGAACCAGGGCACGACGCUGGCGCUGAACGCUCGCCGCUGCCCGCGUACGUGGAGGGUCCUGGGACAACUGCGCACCUUCAUCACCAACAACGUGUUCGGAAACGCCUGCUUCUCCGUCAUCAGCCCCGGAGCCACCAUCACUGAGCACUACGGACCCACCAACGUCCGCCUGCGCUGCCACCUGGGGCUGAAGGUGCCUCCUCACUGUGAAUUGGUGGUAGGCGGGGAGCCGCAGUGUUGGUCUGAGGGAAACUGUCUGCUGUUUGACGACUCGUUCCUCCACACAGCCUUCCAUGAUGGUGCUCCAGAAGACGGACCCCGUGUCGUGUUCAUGGUGGAUUUGUGGCAUCCAAACGUAGCAGCAGCUGAGAGACAGGCACUCGACUACAUCUUCACCCCGGGACGCUGAGAUGGAGCGAGAGAUGGAGAGAGCGAAAGCGAUGGAUGGAGAGAGAGAGAGAGAGAAGAGGGGUGGAAUGAGGGAUAGAUAAAGAUAAAUGAGUAAUAACAGUGAAGUGAAGCUGAUAACUUUCACAUUUUACUGUACAUAGGUGUUUCCUUAUGAAGCGUCACAGUUCAGUCUCUCCUGAAAUGAGAGAGAGAAAGACAGAGAGAGAGAGAGAGAGAGAGAUGGACAGAUUCAGCGAUAAACAGAAAGACAGAGAGAGAGAAAUGAGUAACAGAACAGUGAGACAGAAGUGAAGUGGAAAAAACCCAAAUUACACUUUUUAUGUAAAUAGAUUUUCACAAAUCAGUCUCUCUGUGGUAGAAAAGUAGAAAGAUGGAUGGAUUGAAGGAUGGAUAGAUUGAAGAGUGAACAACUUAAUGCACAUUUUUCUGCACAUGCAGAUUUCCUGAUGAAGCGUCACAGAGAGAGAAACGCCAGCAGAGGGACGAGUAACAGAGCAGUGAGGAGGACAAACCGCUCAUAUUUAUACAGAUUUAUGCAAGUCACUCUCUCAUCAGAGAGAGAGAGAGAGAGAGAGAGUAAAUGAUGAUGGAGAGAGAGAUGAGAAAGAGAACUGAGGGAAAUCGUUACAUGUGCACCUUUUUCUGUACAUAAGUGUUUUCUAGUUUUUCAGUAUUUGGUCAAAGAAAACAAAAUGAAAGGAAGGAAGGAAGAAAAAGAGAAGAGGCGCUGUAGUGUUAGUGAAAGCACAGUUUUUGUACACGAGUGUUUCCUGAUGCCUCGUGGUCCAGUCUGUUCAAAAAUGAUGGGAAAGAGAGAAGGAUAAAGUAGAGGAGUGCAUCAGGACACGAAUUAGCCAUUGAUCACACACUCAUUUACUUUAUUUAUUUCAUCUUCACGAAUUGUUUUAUCCUCAUCAGCGUCGCUUAUAUCCAUAUACACACAUUUUUAAAACUUAUUUUAUAAAAAAAAAGAUUUCUCAUCCGAAAAUCUCUCCAUCCACACGAACACACAAACCGUUUGGAAGCGUUCACAUGAUCACAUCAAAACCUCAAGAACAGCAUCAGGGAAGGAGAAAUGCAGAAAAAAAUCAACCUGAACACAUUUUUAAAUGCAAUGGCAAACGCGAAGAUUGAUACGAGUGACACUGGCAGUGAGGUGGAACUAAAGGUUCCUCUCGAAUACAGCGGCUUCUCCAGGAUCUUAUCCUAAAUCUGCGUGGAUUCACUCCAGUCUGACUCGGUCUCCUCCACACGACGUGGAAAUAAACUGCAAAGACGAUAGCAAAUACAUUUCAGAGCACAAAGAGACAUCCUGAUCACGAGUCAUGACACGUGCAACCAACACAAGAUGUAAAAACACUGAGAAUGUACAGAUUUCUCCAGCUUUUCAAAACACAGAAUGAAAAAACUACAUUUUCUAAAAUAUCUGUUCCGUGUGAACAGGGCGUAAAAAUGUCAGAGAAGGUGAUUAUAAAAAAAUAAUAAUAAUAACCAUGUGACAGCAAUUAAAAAACCACCCCCACGACACGCACAGCAGUUAAACUUUUAUACACAUGCAUGCUGAUGAAGCCUCAUGGUCUGGUGUCCUGAUAAAGAAGAAAGGAAGAUGUAGAAGAGUGAGGAAAAAGAGAGAAAUAGAUUGAGAUGCACUGCAUGUGAAGAGAGAGAGAGAUGAAUAACAGGCAGUAAAACAGCUAAAGUAAACAAUCAGACUGACAUUGGGAUAUUUUCUGUAUAUAAGCAGUGAAGACAUGAGCACACGACUGCAUCAUUACUGCUGAAAGACAGAGAGAGAGAGAGUGAGAGUGACGGGUCUGAGGUGAACAAUAUUUCUUGCACAUUUUCUGUACAUAAAUGUUUACAGAUCGGAUCCAGUCUAAGUGUUUAUUAAAUGUCCAGGCCAGGGUGUACAAACUUAUGAAAGUAUGAAUGUAUAGCACUUUUCAGGUCAAAAGCGUUCACGGUGCAUUUUUUUAACAUUCUGGCAUGGAUGGAAAAUGUACAUAUCUAAAAAUAUAAAUAUAUUCUGUAUUUUCUCUCCAUGUCAGAAGGACAGUAAACAACGUCGCACUGACGCUAACGACAUCUUUACGACCUGUUUAUGUAGUGUUUAUACACACGCUGGUGUGACGUAAAGACUGUGCUAUAAUGCUGUUUAACACACUCACUCCUCGUCCACUUCCCUUUGGCUCCAUCCCAAAUUGUGCACUUUAUCCUUAUACACUUGAUUAUUUACCUGAACAGAACUAAGAAUUGUUCAUAAUUAGCACACAAGCUAGUCAGUAUGCUAGUUGUUUAGCUAGCCACUCAAUAAACCAAUGUAACUAUGUAUAAAUAUCACACAAAUAUCCUUGGUCACUUUAAAACGUUUCUAAUUAAGGUUGUACAAUUUAGCAAACUGUAGUUAGUUGCCAUGCUAGCAACUUAGCGAGGUUUUUCUGAGGAAAUCAAUUCAGCUACAUUUCCUGGCAUGUAAUAAACUUGUAUGUCUUUGGGUUUUUAAGUCAGUAGGGCAAGUGGACAAACAGUAUUGAAACACAGGAGCAGAUAGCGUAAAAAUAAAUCAGUUGGAUGAGGUAAAGCACUAGCAGCAGCACCAAAGCCUGCUAACUUUCUCUUUAAUAUUCCGAUCAAUUUUUGCGCCACUUUGAAGCGCUUUGUAUUUCUAGUUGUGUUCAAGGCGAACUCGUGAACCGGUGUUUUCAGUGGGAUGAUGCUUAAAAGAAACAGUAUGUUACAGACACAGUGUAUGAGCUAGCUAAUGGCUAAGGCUAGUGAUUUAGCUAGCUAAAAAGUACACAGUGACAGUUGGAACAUCAACGUUUACCUCAGAUGUGUGGGUAAAUUGUUGAAAAAACACUCCAGAUGGCUAAAAUCACUCUGUAGUUACACUGAGCAUCAGCCGCCAAGAGGAAUAAUGUGAUCUGGCUUAUUUAAAGAAAAACGAAUGCAACCAACAGCUGCUUGCUCUGAACUUUUGUGUCCUACACCAUGAGAACCUUCUCGUGAACACAAUGACACACGACUGUGUUUGAACGCAGUGUCUUGUACAGAAGCACACUUUGAAGUUUACAGUAUCGAUAUAAACAAACGCAGCACUUUCAGCUCAUUCAGACGCUUCAGUGGUCGACCGCUUCGUUCGUUCUGUGCUACUCGUACAUUCCUUUUGUAAGGACCCGAACUGAUCGGGACACGCCGUAUCGUAAUCGGUGGCUUUUUUUCUAGCGUCGUGUGACUUUUGCAGCCGAGCGUGUGACGGGUUUUAUGCUGAAGUUCUGACUUUCUGUGUUUCCUAGAUGUGAUUUUUGCUACAGCUGAGAGAUGAUGAUGUGUGUUUAAUAAAGAGCUGAUUGUACAA
Neoarius graeffei (lesser salmon catfish) is the source of this 4877-nucleotide messenger RNA. RefSeq names its product aspartate beta-hydroxylase domain containing 2 (gene asphd2). Bases 483 to 1517 code for a protein of 344 amino acids. The transcript is spliced from 6 exons. The record is from RefSeq and is a predicted model, not a curated record. Lineage: Eukaryota; Metazoa; Chordata; Actinopteri; Siluriformes; Ariidae.